Scophthalmus maximus (turbot) is the source of this 3943-nucleotide messenger RNA. RefSeq names its product protein inhibitor of activated STAT, 2 (gene pias2). Gene Ontology annotation, biological process: protein sumoylation; regulation of transcription by RNA polymerase II. The record is from RefSeq and is a predicted model, not a curated record. Lineage: Eukaryota; Metazoa; Chordata; Actinopteri; Pleuronectiformes; Scophthalmidae. Gene Ontology annotation, molecular function: zinc ion binding; transcription coregulator activity; SUMO ligase activity. The transcript has 14 exons. The coding region runs from base 55 to 1695 and encodes 546 amino acids.
GUGCACGGCCCCAGCUGCGACGUCACCGGGAAGUGGUCACGCUGGCUGGGCGGGAUGACGGGAACGACAAGAUGGCGACGGAUGAAGACUUUCGGGAGUCAGUCUUGUGAAACCGACUUCAUCCUGUUGACCAGCGAAACAUCUGUGUGGCACGACACCGAAAGCAGCAUGAAUCUCCAGCAGCCGGCGCCUCUCAUCCCCCCUGUGCACCCCGAUGUGCAGAUGAAGCCCCUGCCCUUCUACGACGUGCUGGACAUCCUCAUCAAGCCUUCAAGUCUGGGAGCGAGUACUGCACAGAGGUACCACCAAGAAAAAUAUUUCAUCUUUGCCUUGACACCACAACAAGUUCGAGAAGUGUGCAUAUCCCGGGACUUUCUACCAGGGGGCAGAAGGGACUACAUGGUUCAAAUUCAACUGAGGUUUUGCUUGUCGGAGACGAGUUGCCCUCAAGAGGAUAAUUACCCCAACAGUCUUUGUAUAAAGGUCAAUGGGAAACUGUUUCCUUUGCCAGGUUACGCACCACCGCCCAAAAACGGUGUGGAACAGAAGAGACCGGGAAGGCCUUUGAACAUCACCUCGCUCGUCCGACUCUCCUCUGCAGUGCCCAAUCAGAUUUCAGUGACAUGGGCUCCUGAGAUUGGAAAAACCUAUUCUAUGUCUGUGUACCUGGUGAGACAGCUGACAUCACCACUGCUGCUGCAGAGGCUGCGGAUGAAGGGCAUCAGAAACCCAGACCACUCCAGAGCACUGAUUAAAGAGAAGCUGACGGCAGAUCCAGACAGUGAGGUCGCUACAACAAGCCUCCGAGUCUCACUCAUGUGUCCGCUGGGUAAGAUGCGACUGACGGUGCCUUGCCGGGCGGUGACGUGCUCCCACCUGCAGUGCUUCGACGCGGCCCUCUACCUCCAGAUGAACGAGAAGAAACCCACCUGGAUCUGUCCUGUGUGUGACAAGAAGGCUGCGUACGAGAGUCUCAUCAUUGAUGGUUUAUUCUUGGAAAUCCUGAACGACUGCUCCGAUGUGGAUGAGAUCAAGUUUCAGGAGGAUGGAACGUGGUGUCCGAUGAGACCAAAGAAAGAGGCGGUCAAAGUCCCGUCUCAAUCCGUUCCAAAAAUUGAGACUCCUUUGCGCCAGUCCUUAUUGGUCCCCCAUUCCGCCGAGCCCAGCUCCACCAAGAAGGCCGAUGUGAUCGAUCUUACCCUGGAGAGCUCCUCGUCCUCCUCCUCCGACGAAGAGGACUCAGACCCCCCACUAAAGAAAAGCUGCGUUUACAUUUCCAAGACUGAGGAGAUGCAUGCGAAGGGAGUGUUGACAUACCAGCCCAGUGUGCGGAUGCCAAGUGUCCAGGCCCUGGACCCCACGUACCUGACUUCGACGCUCGCAGACUACGCAGUCCCCUUCCAUGCAUCCACCCUGGCCUCUAUCCCCACAGACAUGCAGAGUCUGGAUUUGUUUUCCUUAAUUCAAGCAGAUCCUCAGCAUUACCGGCCUCAGAUGUUCCUGGACAACCUGACCAGCAGCAUGCAGAGCGCUGCUGCCGCCAGCACCAGCUCCGCCCUUGUCUCCUCCAGCAGCCACUACGACACCAGCGCCCACGCCGCCGGCUCCAUUCACGAGACCCGGGUCAUCACGGGAGGAGGGGGAGCUGGAGGCGGGACGGACGGUGGCAUAUCAGAUAUCAUUUCACUGGACUGAGCCGCGGCUCACGGGACCUUUCAGGCCUUUUCUUGUGGCCUUUUUUAUUCUGGACGUAACACGCGAUGAAUCACGUGUUCACGCACAAAGCACCUAAAUUGGUACUCAUGAUCACUUUCAUGGCCUCGGCGUUUUCACCAUGCAUUUUUCUUUUUGUCCUUUGGGUUUCCAUCCUGCUGUCAAUGGUUUGAUGAUAAAUGGUGUGUUGGCUAAAAGAAACAGCAAGUCCUCAAGACUUAGUUGUCAUACGAUUAAUCACGUUGGAUCGAAACGUACUUCAGCAGAUUCUGUGUAUUUCUAUACAACCAGUCUUCUGGCCAUCCGUACAGCAACACUGUUCCAACCCGUCUGCAGAGGUCGCCAUUAACUGUUCAUUUGUACCAAUUUGUCUGCUCGCACGAACCUGUACAUCUGACGUGAGUCUGUUGUGGUUCCUGGUGGAGCUGAACUGUCCUCGAGUCAGGACGGAGGGCGACGAGCUCGGACCCGCAGCAGGAGCUUGUUCCACACAACAUCCCUGCAUGUGAACGAACGGUUGGAAGGAGGAAGGAAGUCCCUCCGUGAAACUGAUAAACAGACUGAUGACCGCGGAGGUGUCUGACCUCCUCGCACACCGUGGACGAGGCUUUCUCUUUUUUACUGUAUCUACUGUCUUUGUGAAGCCUCGUUUUGCCUUUCCCUCACACUGAUGGACAUGUGGAAGGCUCGGCACCCGGACGGAGCGCGUUACACGACAGCUUCGAUGUCGCACCAAUGAAAUGACUAAAUUGUUCCCUUGUAAUUUAGACAGAGCAAUAAUAAUUUAACAAGUACUAGGUUAGACGGAGUUGUACGUGUCGUUCAGAUGGUCCAUAUCACUCUACUACUGUUCUUUGUGUUUUAAUGUUGCCUUCACAACCUCGUCACUCAGUUUCCUGAAAGCUUCGUUCAUGAGUUGUCUUUACUAACAUUUUCAUAAAAUGGUGGAGGCCAAAGAAGUUUUUUUUGUUGAAUAGAAAGUUAAUGUAUUGUCGUUUUAGUCAUAUUUUUUAGUUGAUAUUUUUUGUCAGAACUGUGUUUUGUCUGUUGAAAAUGUUUUUUCAACAGUCUCAUCUUUCCCCCUCUGUGGCUUCCAGACGCUGACAGUGACUUCGAUCUCAGCAUCCAUGUCCCCGAGCACCGCGGGCACAACUUCCCCCUUAGUAGCCAUCAGAAGUACAGCACGUCAGUCUGUAAAGCUCGAUAUUGAACGUGCUCCUUCCUUCAUCAAAAAUGCUUGUGGUUUAACGGGGGAAUCAUGUGCUGCCGUCUCCCCCCGGCUAACUGUGCUAUUGCUAAACUAGACCGAGCACAUUAACACAAAGACGUUAUUCCCCAUCUAUUGAACGGUUUGCGUCGGAUGCUCCGGAGGAUUUUGAGAUCAUAAAAAGUGGGAAGUUGAUGCUGCCAAACGUCAACUCUGUGCUUCUUCUGGACUCUGACCUCUGACCUCUCUGUCUCUAAUGCUCCGACAUAACGCCCACAUUUUGAGUCCUUGCCUGACAGCGAGCAGCAGCUACGUGACGACGUGAUCAGGAUCUCACCGUUCAUGUGGACUCUCCUGCUCUCAGGAGCUGGAUCUCAGGGAACCCCCACUCCGCUCCUCUGUGCUCCACACGCUCAGCGUCGUGAACCGCCGCCUGUACAAACAGACGGCGUGACGGUGUAAAGAGUUAAUAUCCGUUUUGUCCGAGCAUCGUGGCAAAAAGUGUUGAUGCUUCGUAAGUUUACAUGUUAAGUGAAAGGAAAGAGGUCGACAGUUACGGGAAUAGUUUGGCUUCAUGUAAACAGAAAUUUGUCUCCGAGUAUUGAAACACGACAUUUCAACACCCUCAGUAAAACUGUCACUAGAUUACCGUGUAGGGAAAAAUCCAAGAAAACGUAACAUAACAUUAUUUUGACCUUUGCACCUUUACUCCAUUCGUAGAAAAAUGAUAAUUCAGAAAAAUCUGCAGAGGUCAGUUGACACUGGUCGCCUGCGGGCAGAUGCUGGUGCUGAUGAUGUUUUAUUCAUUCUUCAUUCCUUGUAGAAACUGAGAGUCAAUCCAGCUCAUUUGGACGUUUCUCCUCUGACACCGUCUCAACAGACCCUGAAACCUUCUCAUGAUUAUUACAGAUUAUGGUUCAUCACAACACUUUAAUUGUUUUCCUGUAUCUGUGAGCCUGAGGCAUUUUUUUGAAUUGCUGUACCAUGUUUUUUUUUUUAUGAUUAAACGUUUUCUUUUUUGUA